AUGGUUCUAUGUUUUUGUGGAAAAGUUGCUUUGGUGAAAACGUCCUGGACCCCUCUGAAUCCAGGAAGGAGAUUUUUUGCAUGCCCUAUGAAUAUUUUUGUUUGUGGGUUUAUCGGGUGGCUUGAUCCCCUAAUGUGUGCUAGGUCUAAAGCCAUCAUACCUGGACUACUAAGACAUUUGAAUUCAGUGCAGGAACGGUGCAAUGAGUUGCUUAGAAGUGUGAACAUGCUACCAGAUCAAUGCAGUGGACUGAGAUGCAGGAACAACAUGUUGGUGGCAAAUUGCAAAGCAUUGAAGGAUGAAAAUUUGAAGCUGAAAAUGUACCUGUUUGAAAGUUCGGUUUUUUUUGUGAUUGUCUUGUUUUGUAGCUGGUUUGUGUAG
Lactuca virosa is the source of this 381-nucleotide messenger RNA. The record is from the annotation of a GenBank genome assembly. Lineage: Eukaryota; Viridiplantae; Streptophyta; Magnoliopsida; Asterales; Asteraceae.